Molecule: messenger RNA, 767 nt
Organism: Vombatus ursinus (common wombat)
Lineage: Eukaryota; Metazoa; Chordata; Mammalia; Diprotodontia; Vombatidae
Gene: PTTG1
Product: pituitary tumor-transforming 1
Exons: 6
Coding region: 91-693 (200 amino acids)
Biological process (GO): chromosome organization
Cellular component (GO): nucleus; cytoplasm
Source: RefSeq, a predicted model, not a curated record
GCUCAUUAACGGCUGCGGUAAGUGUGGGCAGAAGCCGGGUCCGCGCUGCAUUUCGGGCCCGCGGGGCGGGCAGGACCACACUAAUCCAGAAUGGCAACAUUAAUCUAUGUUGAUAAGGAGAAUGGAGAAUCAGGCUCUCAUGUGGCACCUAAGGACAGGCUGAAGUCAAUCAAAGCCCUAUCUGGAAGAGCUCAGAUUUCCACUCCCAAGGCUGGCAAAGUGUUUACUGCAACUCCAGCUUUAUCUAAAUCUGUCAGAAAGGCUUUGGGACCUGUCAACAGGACAACAGAAAAGGAAAACUUGGUGGGGAAGAGAAAAGAACCCCUCAAACAGAAAGGGCAAAACUUCACUGCCAAAAAGGUCACUGAAAAGAUUCCCACAGAAAAAACCUCGGUUCCGUUCCCAAAUGAAACAUGUCCAGAAAUAGAAAAUUUUUUUCCCUUCAACCCACUAGAAUUUGAGAGUUUUGACAUUCCUGAAGAACACCAACUGGCAAACCUGUCGCUGACUGGUGUCCCUCUCCUGAUGCUUGAGCAGGAGAAGUCACUUGAAAGGCUUGUAGAACUUCCACCCUCACCAGUGCUGAUGCCUUCCAUGACAUGGGAGUCUGAUCUGUUGGAAUCAACUUUGAGCCUUCUGUCAACUGUGGAUGAGAUUGACUUGCCACCUGUGUGUUAUGACUUCCCUAUUUAAAUGUCUUGUUAUUUUAUGGUGUAAUUAUAUAUAAUUUUUGUAUUAAUAAAGCAAUUCUUUAUGUAGUAACUGUA